AUGGUUUGGGUAUGUCACGGGGAAAGAGGAAAGCAAUCAGAAAUGCUUGAAUAUUUAACACAAAGUCCAUUAUACCUUGUACUUCAUGGUAAAUAAAAAUGGAGUGUACAUUUUGUUCUAUAAAUUACAACGCGAAUGCAUCAAAAUAUACAUAGGAAAUAUAGAUAGAGAUUUCAAAACCACAUUCAAAGAGCAUACAACUGAAAUAAUAUUAAAAAAAGAAAACCCCGAGUCAAAAUUUGAAGUCUUAGAAAAUACACCAAAAUAUUACAAAUAGCAUAGAAAAAGAUUUAACGAUAAUAUAUCAACAAAAAAUUAAAUAUUUAAAUUCUGCAGAGCAAAAUAAUUACCACAUCCAUAACGAAAUAAAAAAAAAACAAUAGCUUCAAUAAUAUAUUAAAUGUACAAACUGAUUUUAAAAUUAAUAUUUUAUUCACUUAUUUAUAUAACCUUGAAGAUGAUAGCAAGUAUAUAAUUUAUUUUCCUUAUAUUGUUAUUGUAAUAUUGUUUCAAUUUCAUAUUUACCCACAUGUGUAAUGCCAUUAGAUAACGACCAUUGAUUUAUUUCCAUUUAAUUUUGAAGUUAUUUGUAUUUCAAAUGUAUUUGGAAACUGUUAGAGAAUUUAAAAUAAGUAAUCAAACGAUGGCACCAUGUCGAAACUUAGGGAUUUCUAGAUAAACAUAUUGUAUUCACACGUUAAAUCUUAAUUUAAAAUUGUUUAAAUAAUUCAUCUUCAUAAAUACCAAAACAAAAGUAUUAGAUAAUCUCAAAUCUAUAAUAAUUGUUUAUCGUAGUGUACAGGCACCUAUAAAUUGAACACAUUUUCGUAUCUUGCAUACUCAAGUUCCCACAUAUAACAGUGGUACACCCAUCAGCAGUAAUAGCUCUUUUUAUUUUAAUUAUAAUUGUUUUUUUCGCUUUCAGGACAUUAAGCCGAAACCGAAUACGACGAACGGGACGAACGGGACGCCGGAAAAUAAGUUUGAGGAGAAAAACGACGAUGCCUUGACGGCGCUGCCGCUGUUUUGUAUCGGUAAGCAUCCAACAUGGAACGUAAUAUACUAAUCAAAAAUUGUAGUAGUUGAAAUUCCGUUUUAAAGACGAAACCGAUUCGAUGUUCACCAGCCCUUUCCAUCCCCCAUUUCACGAUUUAGGGCUUGUUUUUUUUUUUAUGAUUAUUUUAUUCAGUGCCAUAAUUAUUUACACGGCCUACUGUCAGUAUCGCGUUACAGGGACUUCGUUUCGAGAAGCAUGGUGUGCACUCAAACCCACUUGCAAUUUCAUUCAUAAUUGACUUAGGUAUUAAUCUUGACGUUGACAGUGACAUUCAAACUUGAAAAUUUUUUUUUUUUUUUUAAUUAAGUGCGAUUUUAUUAUUAUUAUUUAUUUAUUGCUAUCAACCAUUUUAAGAUAAAUAAGCAUACUUAAACAAAAAAGUUAGAUACAAAGUUGCACAACUCCCCUUUAAAAAUCUUAUUCGCCAUUACGUUUUUAAUAAUUUUUUCCGGCGUCUAUCAGGGAGGGGGGUCCCUGUCUUGAUAUACUUGAUGGCUAUAUUCAGUUUUUACGAUAAACGUCGUAUGAUUUUAUACGGAUUAAGUUUCAAGGGAAUCCCCGAGAGAUGCGUAGAUAUUAUGCUGAUUUUUGACUAUUUGACGACUUCUCCCCUUCGAUUUUCAGUUCUUAAACGGUAUAAAAAUUAUUUUAAACUUCCCGUUUCUAUUGUUAAAAUAUUGUAAUAUAUACCAACAAGAUCAAUAACGAUUUUUUUUUUUUUUUUAAAAACGCAUAUAUCGUAUUUUUAUAGUAAUGCAUGCUCCGGUCUAUAAAAAUUUUCGUACCUACACCGUUAUGUUUUACUGCACGAAACGUUGGGCGGCCGUGGCCGUUUUACAGGAUCGUUUCUGAUCGUGGUCAUAUUCCUGUCGAUCGCGGGCAACGUGCUGGUGUGCAUGGCCAUCUACACGGACAGGGGCCUGCGGCGGAUCGGCAACCUGUUCCUGGCCUCGCUGGCCAUCGCCGAUCUGUUUGUCGGCGCGCUGGUAAUGACGUUCGCGCUGGUCAACGACCUGCUCGGCUAUUGGAUAUUCGGCGCGAAGUUCUGCGACAUUUGGACGGCCAUAGACGUCAUGUGCUCCACCGCGUCCAUACUGAACCUGUGCGCCAUAUCUCUGGACAGAUAUAUACACAUCAAAGACCCGUUGAGGUGAGCCUGCACACUAUUAUAUUAUGUGGAUACUAGAAAACGGUUGCGGGUCGAAGCGAACGGUUAGUCGAGCGAUCGAUAAAAAGUGAUUGGAAUUUCACGCGAUCGAUUGGUUUUUCGGUCGACUUUUGUACUAAAAAUGUCGAGACAUUCGAAACGUCGAUUCCCGUCGUCGUGAGCGUUUCAGUUUGCUAAAUGUAUGUAAUAUUAUAGUAUGAAUUAUAAAUCUCAUUUUUCAAAAAUCUCCAAAUUAAUUUCGUUCAAAAUUAUAUUGUUAUUUGGUUUCAAGAAAAAAAAACAAUAAUAAUAAUAAUAUAUCUUUACUAAAAGUGUUAAAUUUUCAAAAUAAUACUUCAAUUAUACUGAUAACUGAAGCCUAAAAUUAACAAAUAAAAACUGAUAACAGUCAGGUGCGUACCGCCUUGUCCGGGAAUUUUCCGGCAGAUCAUUCUGUGUCAGGCCCUUAAUUUAUACACAUUUUCGGUAUUUACUAUCCAUGUUUCCCUGAAUCAUCUAUUUUAUUUUGUAAUUUCUUAUCAGUAGGUACUUACAAGGGCGACCGGAGUUGAAAAUUCAGGGGGGACGGCCUUAAUUUUCAUUAAUAAUCAAACACUUUUAUUAAUAUAUAUUAUGUAAAUUUUCAAAACUUUUCAAAAGUAUUAUAAUUUAAUAUUAAAUUUUACACUUAUAUUAACUAAUUGAUCACAAAUUACAGUUUUAUUUUAUUUUUCCUAAAUUCAUCAACAACUUCUUUCUACUAAAUUAAGUUCUUCUGCUUAAAUAUACUUAACACACGCAUAAUCCGGGUAAACGAACCAUAUACAUUAGACAACCAUAAAAUCAGCCAUCCACAAAAAAUAUCCAUACAUGAUCGGCUGUAUUGAUUAGUACCAACUUUAAAUCAUAGAACAUACAUUAUUGUAUAUUGUGAUAAUAAAUUAGCGGAAUUCUACUCGUAUUACCCCGAAGUAUACUUACGGAUUAAGUACCAACCAAAGAGUAUAACUAAUGAUAAAUAUUAAUACACCUUGAUAAUAAUGAAUUUUAGGAUUUUCAGGUAUUGAAUUUGGAUAUAAUUAUUUUAACUUUCAAGAAAGCUAGGGGAGAAAUGUCCCCUGCUUCCCUUGUGGACGCCCUUGGGUACUUAUGAAUAUGUAUUUAUUUAAAAUAGUGAGCCUCUAAUCAUUUACCGGUGUAAAAACGGACCCAUUAAGUACCUAAUAACAGCAUCUCGAAGGUUUCUAAUUUUCUAUAGUAUUUUUAUACUCGUCUCACCCGUGGUAAUUUUCAAAAUAUUUACUCUGCCAUUUAUGAUAAGGUUAGUGAUCCGGUGGGCAUUGCGUUUCGAUAUAAACCCAUAUAAAAUCAAUAUACUCUUUAAUAUAGUUAAUUGUUUUCGUCAAUAGUAUUGUCGAUCACAUUGAUAAGCCUUCCGUUAAAAUCCGCUCUUAUUUCAACAGUUUUUAACGAAAAAUGUAUUGUAUCCAGCCGAUAUCGAUACCCACGUAAAUCUGGUAAUAAUUGUCAUCAAUUUCAAUGUAUAUGUAUUUAGAUAGCACCGAAAUCUCGUUUAUGGUUUACAGAAGUUGAUUUCGCCCGACUGACGGCGCAAUCGCUCCGUCAGUUUAUUUUCUACAGAAUCCUGCAGCGAGAGCUUAAAAUCUCAAAACAACAAUGAUACGAAUUUCCUUCAAAAUGCUAAUGAUCCGCGCGAGCACGGCACAAAUUGCUGUUUGAUUUCCGAUGUCGUUUGUAGAUAAUAGUACUCGUGUGUGUGUGUGUGUGCGUGCGUGUGCGUAAAUAGUGUUGGAUUUCCGUUUCAAUUCGAGUAUUUUUAUAACAUAAGAAAUCCUGUCAGGCGAUUAGCUUUAGCUAUAUAAAUACCUAUUCAUUAUUUAAAACGUCAAAUCACGUCUUCUGCCAUCUACGUUACAAAUUUAAUUGCCAAAAAAUAUGUCACGAGAGAUAAGCCUACCGCUCAGUUGCCCCUUAAAAGAUGGAAAACAACGAUUAUUAUUAAAACGGUUAUGAAAAACUUAACAGAUGCGAGAGUUGAAACAAUUUUAAAAAUUAAUCUAUGUUUAUACAAUUAAACGAAACCGUGGAUAAACAUUUUUGAGGGAAGCCUUAGGGACUGUGACACUCUCUAGUACCCUCCAUGUGUGUUGUUUUUUUUCACGGAUAACGAUUUUUCAACAAAAGAUUUUUUUAGAUUCUGAGUGGAGCGAAGAAGCUUGUGGUUUUAUAAAAAUUUGUAUUUUAUUUUUCUGUAGACUACCAGAAGACUUGCUCCGAUUUUUACGUGUGGCAAUUUUUUUUAAAUAAAAUCGGUAUAGGAAAGUAUCUUAAACGGGCCAUUUUUCGAUUUCCUCAAGAAUUUUUUCAUCAAAUGCAAAGAACCGAAAAAAAAACUGAAAAAUGUACCAAAUUUAUUUGUAUAAUAUUACGAUAUUUUUUUUCUGUGGAGAAUUUUCCACCAGCAAUUUUUUACCAACUAUUAAUGAAAGCAAUGUUUCUGAAAGGAAAUUUCACUAAGGAGGUACUUUAAUAAGGUCGUUUUUAAAUUUUCUCCGGAGUUUUCUCAGGAAAUAUGAAAAACUGAGAAAAACGUAGGAAAACCAAAAUCAGUACAACAUUAAACAAUUAUUAUUAAAGAAAAUAUAUAGAGUCUACUUAAUUAUAUUACUAUAAUAUGAGAUAUAUAUUGUUGACAAAGCAUCACUAUCAAUUGAACUCCGCUCAGAAUCGUUUUUCAUAAGCAAUGGUUUAUCGUUGCUUACAAGUAUAUAAUAAUAUACCUAUAACAGUGGUUGCACCUGUCCCUAUCCUAAUAAAUCUUUUUUGAUAUCAAAGAUACUUUAAAAACUACGAAUUUUUCGAAAUUCUUAAUACAUCUUUUAAUGAAUUAUUUCUAUAUUUUGUUUUUUUUUGUUUUUUUUUUUUUUUUAACAUUUUUGUUAGAAAAAUACUACAGUUUAUUCAUGGAGAGCCACAAAAAAAAUCUUGCUCGGUGGUAUUUUAUUUUAAACAUUGAUAGAAAUUUAUCAUCCUUAUCAACGUCUUUUUUUUUUUUUGUUUCUUUUUGAAUUAAGAAAUCCAGAACACGACAAGAGAAAAAACUAUACUAACACUACUUCGUUUAGGAUCGUUUUUCGUUAGCAAUAUUUUUAUCGUUUAAGAUACUAUUCAAACUUAAUUACCUAUACAUUCUACAUUCCCAAUUACAUAACCUACAAUAGUGUCCUUCUCACGUAAACCGUAUCGUCUAAAUAAUUUUUCAUGACGUUACUCGAUAUUUUUAUAUUAUUAAGUAUGUUCAUUAUUUCUGUCAUUCACAAGCCACUGCUCAAAUAUUACAAUGUUGUAAUAUCGUGUACACGCGAUAGAUAGUAUAAUCAAGGGUUUUUGUUUUUAAUUUUUUUUUUUUUUUAACAAAAAAUCGAGACCCGGACGUGAGAAAAGAGUUGAAAACAAAACAAUACUACUGACUUUUUAAAACAAAGAACCGCAUCUUAACUUUUUUAGCAAGGUGCACACACCAAUAUAUGUUUAACGGACGCGUAGCCGGGUAAACUUUUAGAUAAACUCGAAAACAAACUUGCUAAACUUAAUCGAAGAAAAAACCGUAAAACUAAAAAUAUAUAUAUAUUUAUAUUUUUUUUUUUUAUACGAGUCAACUCGGUUUGAAGCAUUUUCAUAAUUAUUUUCUUUUAAAAUUCACCUCAUAACGAAUAUAGGUAUAGAAUACGAUAUUUUUUAAAAAAUUAAGUAGAUAAGUACCCGACUUUUCUGAAAGUGCAGUGCACAUGAAUAACGCAGAGCGCGCUGUUUUAAUAUUAAAAACAGUUGCCACUAAAAAGUGAUGCCGCAAUUAAAACUUUGUUGGGUUCUCGGAAAAACUAUCAGAAUAUUACUUAUUGACUGUCCGCUCAAGUUCAUUUCUUUUCAUCCCCUUCCUUCCUACUUUCCAAAUUUGAACUUUUGACGAAGUCAAAUAUUUGUACAGAAAUGUACACUAAGUCCCAUAGUUUAUGCAUAACUUACAGAGUUAUUCCAAAAACAAAUUAAAGGAGAUACUAUUAAAACGAUGGCCCUAAACUUCCGAAUUUUUGACAACGCCGAUCAUUUAUGUAGAACUGUGCAUAAAAUCCUAUUGUUUAUGCACAGAUACUUACCGAAAUAUUUCAAAAAAUAAUUUGGGAAAAGAACUAUGAAUAAUACAAAACCUCUAUUAACAUUUUUACUUAUUUUUAUCGUGCAUUGGAAAACCAUAAUUUUAUAUCCUUGUGGAUGUUGAAUUAUUUCAUAGGAAAAUAAUUAUUUCAGUCAAUAAACUGAAAAAUAACAAAUAGUUAGUUUACAUCCUCCCCUCCCCCUCCGAAUUUUUUGUUCAGGUUAUGACCUUGCUCAGAAUUAUCAUUUUAAACAGAAAAACCAUAAUUGUCUGAAAAAAAAAUAAAUAUAUAAAACACUAGAAUAUUACAACUAUAACAUUAAGUAUACCGUUCUUAUGAAAAUGAAAUAUAAAGCUCUGUAUCGAGUUAAUAUUACAGUUUUAUUCGUAUUUACAAAAUAAUUAUCAUCAUAAUAUUACCGGUUUGGAUCUUAGUGAUUUCAGCUAUAAACAAUUAAACACUGUCUUUUUCUAUAAUUUUUCAGGAAACGACGUACCUACCGUACAGAAUAUUUCUUGAUAAUAAUAUUGCAUCUUAUGUCCAUUUAGUUUGAUUUUAAACGCGAACAUUGUAAAAUACACAAGAUUUGUUUUAUAGUUAUAAUGUGUUAUUUAGAACAGAUAGGGUGCGCAGGGUAUAUCUUUCCUUUUGCGAUGUACUAUAAUACCUCCUCAGUGGAUAAUUUUAGAGCUUAUUACGCACCAAUUACUUAUUGUUUCAAAAAUCAUCAUGUAAGACGGUAUAACAUGUCGAAAAUAAAAAUUAAUCUGUGCUCAUAAAUUUGGCGUCCUGUCUUCUAGCUCACGUUGAAUUGUUCCAAAGAAUAUCCCCAGAAACGUUAUGACCUCCUUCACUUAUAAUUACGUGUUGGGGAACCUGAUUAAAAGCCGCAGUGUACUACUGUGAGAAUUUUAAAACAAUUGAAAAAGUGGGACAUUUAUUAAAUGCUGAUGGCGCGCUAGCCGUUUAAAAAAUUUAAAAAAUUAUUGGAAUCGAAUUUAGUUUUUAUUCAUACAAAUUAUAGAUUUCUAAUUACUGCUAUUGCUUGUUUAUAAACUCAAGAACCUCUCUUAACUGAAACAAUAAAAACUGUAGAGAAUGUCAAAAAUGAAAUAAAUACUGUUAAAUGUUCUAAAGGCAUUAUAGUAAUAAUAAUUUACUAUUAUUAGUUUGAAAAAUAAUUAUUGAGAAGAAUCUGAGCUUUAAGUAGUAAUGCUUAAGGAUCUUAACUAUAAAUGUAUAGAAUAUGUUAGUUAGUCUCGUGCGAUCGCAAACAAGAAACACAAACACUUCCUUUUAUACCAUCGGUAUUAAGCAACGGAUUUUCGAACAACGCCUGAUAAACAACUUGAUUGACGUUAUUUGGAUAAUAAAAUUACAGACCUUAGAUUUAAAUGACCUAACAAUUAUCGAAAAAUGUUCUAGAAACUAGCCAAAAAUGCCUACUGCCGAAGUACUUAAAAUAUUACCUAAGUACUAAACAUUUUCUGAAAGUUAAAAAUAUAAAACAAAAGUUUCACUUUUGUAAUUAUUACUUGUUUGACCCCAGGUGACGCACAACGAAAUAAAUACAACGCAAAGACGUUAUUUAAAUCAUUAUUAGAAAGAUUGACAGUCUAUAUUCAUGAAAAAUACUUGAAAUAUAUUAGAGCAAAUUGUAUGUAAAUAAAAUGUUUUGAUAUAAUAUUUUGAAUUAUCUAAACGUUGCAACUAUUAAUUCAUUUUGUGUGUACACGUGACCGAGAAAUGCUAAAAAAUUUAAAACGAAAAAUUCCCUUAUGAAGUAUCUGUUAGAUGGGUGUUUGGAAAACAUUGGCUUAGGUUGUAUAAAAAAAAAAAAUAAAUGCACUUCGCAUUGAAAUCCGGACCCUAUAGCAAUACUAAUAUUUUCACGAGUUUUUUGGAAACUCUUGCUGCACACUAUAUCACAAAUUCUGGAUUACAGUUUCCAUUAUAACAAAUCUGAAUAAUAAUAAAUCCAUCACUCGGUCCAGUUGUUUUUCGACGUGUGAUUUACUGACGGUAACCAACAACCGGGUAAUCUAAUAUACAUAUUAUAAUACAUACGCCGGUCGAAGGGCCGGUGGAUAUUGCGUUGACUCGAACUCGAUUUAUCGGGAAUACGGGAAAGUUGAUUAGCGAACGUGACAGGCAUAAUAACAAUAUAGUAUACACAACAUUACUAUAUGAAAUCGUGAAAUGAAAUUGGAAAAAACAGUUACUAUACUCGUAUAAUAAUAUAUUGAACCGACAUUCUUUCAUAUUUUUAUCGUCAAAGGGACAAAUUUACCUACGUAGACCAAUACGAUCUGAUCCCCGGAGAAAUCCGUUUGCGAGCAUAUACUAGAAUCAUAUCAAAUUAUCCAAAAUUAAAAGAAGGAGGGGAGGGGCGAGUCAAAAAACUAGUUGGGAUUUGACAUCAGAAAACUAUAUUUUUUUCCUCCAAAAUAUAUAAACGAAUAACCUCUCAAAAAUAAAGCGGAUAUGUCGUUACAUGCAACUGUACUGCUGUAAACUUAUGACGUAUUUCCUGACUUAUGACUAAUCAGCGUUUCCCAACCUGCUGGGCAAACGUGAGAAUUCAUCGCUGAGUAAAAUUUGUAUUUAUUAAAUUAUUUGUAUUUUACAUUUACACAAACAAGGGAACAAACUCCUUUUAAAUUUUAAAAAUUUUAUUAAAAAAUUACAACAGACGGCUACCGACAAACAGAAAAUUGUUUUUAAUUUUUAAAAAUUUACAAAAGGCGGGUUCACAUUAAUUGAUCUGGUAAAUAAUAUCCCGCUAUACACAAUCCGCGUCAUUUGGUCCAGUGUAAAAAUAUCCGGUAGGAAAAAAACCAGUGACAUAAAUGAUCAUUAUCUAAAAUACUACAUCUUGAAAAUAGAUAAACUGCAGAAAAAAUUAACAAAUGACUGUUAAUAGAAUAGGUACGGAAAUGGUUAGUUAAAAAUUAAAAUUAUGGGCAAUGUCUUUUAAAAAAAUAUAAGUAUUUAAUAUCUCAUAAUAAUUUACAUUAUUUUUCAAUCGUUGGUCCAAGUAUUUAUAUUUAAGUAGCUUUGGUACGAUUUUUCAUUAGAAUAUACACAAAAAGAAAAACGGAUGUACCUUUGGAGACAUGUAUUGUGUAAAGUUGUGAAAAUAUUGACGGAACAGAUUUAAAAGUAUCAUCACCAAACCAGUUCUCUGACUCUUGAUGCUUACUUAUUAGGUAUGGUUGCGAAAAUUAAAUUUCUAUUUUAAAUAUUGCCACUAUCAUAGGAUAAAAUUAAUUCGUUAUUUUAAGAGAGUUUUAUGUACUUCAGGUAUAAUUAGGGCCUUGGCAUUAAUUGAAUUACACGGUGCAUGCAUUUUCUUUUCUUACUCGUGUCCGCUGAAUAGUCCUUGAUAAUGAUUUUAUGGUUGUUAAUUGUCCAACCACUCGAUCAGACGUUUCACCUACCUUUAUAGAAAUUACAUUUCCGGUUGAACUUUCGAAUUUUCCUUUGAACCAUUCACAAAUAUUUUUGUUUCGGUUUUCGCAAAAUCUGGAGCAUGAAAGUGAUCCAAAGUUUCUUUUAAAAUGUCUCCUAGAAACAUUAAGUUUAUUUUAGUAUACUACCAGCAUAAUGUACUGCCAGCUUUGUUGACUUAAAGACAGUUGUGUACGGUAAACGUCGUAGUAAAAAUGUCCGAAAAAUUACAAAAUUAAAUAUGUUUACAUCUACGUACAGAAAUUUAGUUAGAAUUUGAAGUUUAAAAUAGAGUUACGUAAUUUCGACAUAUGUAGUGAGAAGAAAACGACUAACAAUAGUUGUACGUCCGGCAUAUAGACUGUGAGUAGGUAAAUAACAAAAUUAACAACGAACUAAACGUGAAUAGUUUUUCACUCAGGUUUCAAGGAACGGGUUUAACUAUUUAUAAUAUUAUUGGUAUUUACAAUUUCAACUGGUUUUACUUUUGAGAAGAUCCAAUAUUAUAAAGGCUGUAUAAUUUGUACUAAUUUGUAUUAAAUAAUAAACACCUCUGUCCGGGGCUUCCGGAAGUACUGUACAUAAUUAUGUACGACAAUGUAAAUAUUUUUUUUUUUAACAGAUUGUUUUAGUUUUUGAACAUUUUUUCCUCGAAGUAUUUCUCAUAUUUGUGUGCACCUCUUACCCAUUGUUUUUCUUUUCGUGUACCUAAAUAUUACGAAAAUAAUAAAAAUAUUCAUUAAUUUGUCUAAUUAUAAUUUCUUUUACAUAAAUAUAAAAUACAUAAAUAUAAAUAAUAUAAAUUAGUAUAUCGAAACACGAAAAAAGAUUCUAAACGAAGUUUGGGGGAAAAAUUUGAUUUUUAUUUAUAAAAGUUAUUAAAUUGAAUAAUGUAUGCACAUUACUCGUAUUAUAUGUACCUGAUUCUCAUUCGUUAUACUAUAAUAUGGGCUUCUACACUACAAUUUUUUAUAUUCUCUACAACGUCAAAUAAUCUUAUUUUUAUAUAUAUAUAUUUCCCAUGUAGAACGUGUACAUAAAUCCGUUAUGCAUCAAUACGUUUUUGGCUGUUAAUGAAUGUUAAUGGUAUGAUAGAAAAUAAUAAAUACCAAUAAUAACUAAAUAGUAACACAGUCAGCAAUUGGCGAGUGACAAUUAUUGUACCUAUGUACCUAUAUGAUUAAAUUGAACUUUUAGAUUUUGAAAUCGUCUGCUAUAUCAUACUGAAUUGCGUACCUACCUACAUCGAACGUAACUCAUCUCAUCUUCAACAGACAACAGAAAAUAAUCUACGUAGAAAAAACCAAUGUCUGUCUGUCAAAUUCGUUUACAAUUCCCCGAGAAAAUCGAUGGAUCGACGGUUGAUCGUCAACCCAUAAUCGAAAUUUAUAUCAAAUAUUGUCAAAUCGUUCGUGGGACCUAACCUAACCUAGCAGGCGGCUGUGCGGUUAAAGCAAUUUAGAUAUAAUAAUAACAAUAAUAAUUCCCACGGUUUCAACUAAACCUAUGAUAAACACAAAACCGUCCCGUACCGGAUUUGGUUUUAUAAUGACACGGUAUGAUUCGGGAACUAUGUAUGAUUGGACUGUGUAUUUCGCAUUAUUGCCGCGGCCGUCGCAAUCGGAAUAACGUUCACCCGGGCGUCACAUUAUCCUGAUUGCCCACAUGCUCCGGGCGCUCGUCGUCGUGCACGUUUAUUUUCGAUUUAAUUGUGCACGUGCCGAUUAUUAUUAUUUCGAGUGUGAUUUCCCUCGACCGCGCAUUUGCCCGGACCACGGUUAUAGACGACAGAAUGCUGUUGUCCAACGAGUAAUAUAGGUACUUAGUGGUUUAAAUUGGCUCCCGAAAUUCCCUCUAACGAAACAGUCCAUAUGCGCUCCAGCGACGGCAUUAUAUAGCAGUAGCAGUGACUUUCAGUAGCAAACUCAGACUGUUACUCCAGCGUGAUAAUAACAGAGACCGCUAGUUACUCUUCUAUUGCUACCAGUAGCAGCGCUACUGCAACGAUCAACCGUACGUGUUAUCAUAUCACUGCUGCUACUCGAGUAUGCAAACAUUAAUGCCUGCUGCCUUGUGUAUAAAUAAAUAAAUUACAUUUUCAAAUAAAUAGUAGUUAGCAGUAUUCUAGUAGCAGUAGCAUAUGUUUGCUGCUACUGAAAAAAAAAACACAGUUAGUCAUCUUUAAUACUCUCCGUACGGUAAAAUCUCCAUGUGUUUCACGAAUGAUCUAGUAAUAAUAGAUAAUACUUGGCGAUUUGAAUUUACCAAGCGGUAUGUAUAAUAAAAACGCACCCGGCGUGAUUUUUCAUUGCAUAGCUUUUAGAUUUACACUUAGAACACUAACUUCCAUGGAGCGUUAUCGGGUUUGAACCCACGUCGAUAUUAGAUGAGUUUUUUAAAACUUCUAAAACUUCCUAAAAACUAUAUAAACCGACUAGGUUGAAUUUUGGAUUAAGCCGAUCUCGGAUAAGGUCUGUAAAUACGUGUCCGGUUGUGCAAGUUGAAGAGCUUCCCUCAAAAGCAGUCUAAAAUUCUUGAAAAACAAAAAAAAAUCUAUUUCAACGCCGAAAAAUCUGCUUUAAACGCUCACUGAAUUUCGUUCUCAACAGUCUUUCCUAGCCCUGGCCGCUAUAAAUCUGUUAAUGGUUCAAAUUUUGAAGAUUAUGUACCCUAUUUUUUUGGUUUUUUUUUUUUUUUUACGACAUUUCGGAUUUUCACGGUAUUAGUAAUCGUACACCAGUACUCGUGUAGUUUCUUUUCUGUUCCGCAGACGGCCUUUUAUCAUGCACUUCUAUAACAAUAUUUAACUGUAUAUUAUAAUAUAGUACCACGACAAAAGUGCGACGUUUUAAUGUACGACGCAAUUCACGAGAAUUUCACGACGACGGAACAUAAUAUACGCUAUAAUAAUAUGUUAUAAUACCUAUCGUGUAUUGUUAUUAUACUUACAUGUUGCGCACAAAGGGUAUUACAAUAAUAUCACAACACAGAAAUGCGGUAAACUUCAAAAGAUUUUAAAUGUAUACUCGCGCGAUUGCAGUCGUCCGUCUCGUGCGACCCAAGCGAAGUUAGACGAUGUGCCAAGAUUUUAUAUACAGAGUGAUCCGUUUUCGAGUGACUCCAUUCAAUAUUUCAAAAAGUAUUCACUUGAGGAAAAAAAAAUGUUUUAGCAAUCUAAGAAACAAGCGGCUCGGAAGUGUUACAUUAAUAUUAUCUUUUAUGCCCUUUAUUUUCGAGCGUGUAACGACUAGGUACCAAAUUUAUAUUUUAAAAUGGCAACCUAUAUUAAAAAUUUCAUAAAUUGCAGACCGAGUUUUAGUUUAAAUCGAUUAAAAAUGUAUUUCACGUAGUCUUGAUUGCCUCGAUAGAGCGAAAAAUAUAAAAAAAAGAAUUAACUUGGCAACGUUGACCAAAAAAAAAACGUUCGCAAUAGAAUUUCGCCCAGCUCUACUAGUCCCUCUAACCAAUCUUAAAAGUAGAAAAUCUCGUCAACGGGUUGAAAGUAAUCAAAAACUUCAACAUCAAAAUGAAUUUAAACGAAUACUUCAUUUAUUUAUGACAUGUAUAAUAUAGGUUAUUAAUAUAAUAUAUUCUACAGAGGCUUCAUUUCGGUUUUUAUUUCGGGUGUGCGAGGUUUCAAACAGGCUAUUUUAAAUAUUUCAUCAGGCCAUAUAAAAACAUACAUAUAAACUUAUGUAGUAUGUACAUUAUCUUGAUUUUAAUUAUUGUUUCAAUAGAUUAUGAAUCGCAAUAAACAUCAGUAAAAAUCGAUUUAAAAUCUAAAAAAAACAAUAAAUAAUUGAUACUUUACUUAUGAAAACCAAUAAGUAAUUGAAUAUUGAAGGUGUUAAAUGCAGUAAAAAAAAAAAGAAAAAAGAAUUUUCACAUUAUUAUUUUUAAUUGGUAUGUAUAAUUUUUGCACGAGUAAAACACUCAACAAAAUCAAAUUAAUUAAAUUUAGAGGAUUAUUAAGAGAAUACUGGAGAUUUUUAAGUCCAGCAAAUACAUCUACAGCUUUUUCUAAAUCGAUAUUAUUCACUCCUUUUUUUUUCAACAUUUAGCACCAUAUAAGAUCGUAUAGCCUUUGACCAUCACCUAUAGAAAUAUAAUUUUACAUUUUUAUAACGAUGAAAACCCCUUUCAUUUGAUGCCAUUGUAAUUGGUAAAGUUUUUAUUAAUAAAAUUACCAUCGUGAAUAAAUUAACGAGAACGAACGAUAGAUUAUUAUAUUAUUUACAGUUCGAAUUAACACGCCACUAUCGUCUUUGUUUUGUUUCGCAUCUAUACGGAAAAUGAAAAGAGCCGAUCGUCAUCAUUAUUAUUACGAUUGUCGUUAAAUAAUUUACGGCCGCGAUUAAGAUAACGAGUUAUUAUCAAAGCGAAAAUAUCAAUUUAUCCGUCGACGGAACGAAUCCCGCAACAGCGUUACGCUACAACUCCCCCCCACACUCCCCCCCCACUCAUCGCUGGAUUUCGAAAUAAAUACGGCAAACAAUUAGCAUCACCCACGCAAUCAGUACAUAAAUCGACACGAUCAAUUUCCGAAUUUGCUCGACACCGAUAUCAGAGUUGUAUACAAAAAAAAAAAACAGCCACUCUCGAAAAGCACCGCAACUAAGGUAGGAUUCCCGUCACCCUAUUUUUCUAUUACAGUAAAAUUCUGUGUAGAAUAAUAGAAUGUAACUGAAUACUUUUAAAACGCUAUACCGUAUAAAAACAAACUGAUGAAAUUUCAGUAAAAAAAUAGUAGGCACGAGGGCUGAGAGUUUAAACUUUUAAAACGCACAUCAUUGACAUUUAACACUAACACGCUAUGUAUAUUGGAUCCAUUCGGUCUAUAGUGAACGUAGGUAACGGGGGAAAAACCUCGCCUAAUAAAGUACAAUAUUAUCAUUUUUAUUUUCGGGGACACUAAUGUCGAAUUUUCACCUAACCGCCUUGUUGCCGCUACAAAACUAACCAUUAACUUACUAUUUCACUGAAAACGUGAGGUUUUCGCAUAAAAACGGAGAAAGUGGGUAUUGUGGACAUCAGUUUGCCUAUGCGCGGAUCAUAUUUCUCUCCGAGCGGAGAAUAUGUGAUAGCGAUACCUCCCUACUGCGUGCUAAAAUUCUGAUUGAAAUUUAUCCCGAUUCUAUGCACCCCGAUCCGUUAGUAAACGAUAAUGUUUCGAUACAAUGCAAUAUAUUCAGGAAAAAUUCGACAAAAACCCCCGGUGGAGGAGGUGGGCUGGCGUGAAGUUACACCAGUACCCGUUCCAAAGAUAAUACAGCUUGCAUUCAAAUCAAAUUAUAAAUUAAGUUAAUUUUUUAACUUAACAAGAAGUUAUUGUUAUUAUUUUUAUGCAUGUGACAUUAUAUCGACUAUUACUUGUUCCUGACAAUGAGUACCUAAUUGUUAUAGUACGACUGUUAUUGUUUUGCGCAGGUACACGACGUAUUUGAACCGGAGGAAUGCGCUGCUGGCCAUAGCCGGCGUCUGGGCGCUGGCCGCGUUCGUAUCGGUGGUGCCGAUCUGCAUUCUGAGCAUCCACAAACCACCAAAGCCGGCGCCCAACGCGGGCGAGACGGAACACAUGACUUGCGCUCUGGAACUAUCGCCCGAGUACGCGGUCAUAUCGUCGUGCAUCAGCUUCUACAUACCGUGCGUGGUGAUGAUCGGCAUCUACUGCCGGCUGUAUUGUUACGCGCAAAAGCACGUGCAGAGCAUCCGGGCGGUCACGCGGCCGCUGACGACGACCACGACCACGACGACCAACGCGUCGGCGGCCGCGUCGUCCACCACGUUGACGGCCGUCCACCAUCACACAUCGCCGUACCACGUGAGCGACCACAAGGCCGCCAUAACGGUGGGCGUCAUCAUGGGCACGUUCCUGUUGUGCUGGGUUCCGUUCUUUUGCGUGAACAUCAUCAAGGCGUUCUGCAACACGUGCAUACCCGAGGCCGCGUUCAAAGUGCUCUCGUGGCUCGGCUACUCAAACUCGGCGUUCAACCCGAUCAUCUACUCGAUAUUUAACACCGAGUUCCGGGACGCGUUCCGCCGCAUACUCACCACCCAUUACCCGGACUGGUGCUUUUGCAAGGGCUACCGGACCGUGGUGCUCAGUUCGGACACGUCGAUCCGGCACCACCGCCGGAAGCAGAACGACUUCGCGUCGUCCGCCUCGGCCACGGCCAUCGUGGCCGCUUCCGCCGUUGUUAGACAGAACGGCAAGGCGGCGGCGGCGACCACCGCGUCAGCCACUUCAGUCGCCGGCCAAGGUAUCCAUCAGCAGCACCAGCAACCGUCUACCAGCACCAGGUCGUCGGUAGCUUCGCUCCGUCAGAGCCGACUCAACUCGUCGGAGAAGAUCAUAGUCGAGGCGGACGAGGAAUCGUCGUCCAACGCCAUCUGA
Molecule: messenger RNA, 16226 nt
Organism: Cinara cedri
Lineage: Eukaryota; Metazoa; Arthropoda; Insecta; Hemiptera; Aphididae
Source: the annotation of a GenBank genome assembly